GGCGGUGUGCAAGAUGGCGGCGACCCGGGGCACCGCCUCUUCCGCCCCGCUGGGCGUCGCACGAGGCCGGUUUGAAGGGGAAGUGAGUCAGAGUCCGCGGAGCUGGCCGGCCCAGGCCCGCCCCCGCCGUGGCCCUGAGAGGCCCUGGGCCGGCGGCGGCGGCCAUGGCCGGGGGACCGGACCCGGGGGAGCCCACGGUCCCCGGCGCCCAGCACUUCUUGUAUGAGGUGCCUUCCUGGGUCAUGUGCCGCUUCUACAAAGUGAUGGACGCCCUGGAGCCCUCCGACUGGUGCCAGUUCGCGGCGCUGAUCGUACGCGACCAGACCGAGCUGCGGCUCUGCGAGCGCUCGGCGCAGCGCACAGCCAGCGUGCUGUGGCCGUGGAUCAACCGCAACGCCCGCGUAGCUGACCUCGUGCACAUCCUCACGCACCUGCAGCUGCUCCGCGCGCGGGACAUCAUCACGGCCUGGCGCCCUCCUUCCCCUCUUCCACUCCCCAGCCGAAUCACCACAUCCUCUGACACCAAGGACUGGAAGCCCGAGAAGGUGCAAUCCGCCGCGACCACUUUCCCCUCCCCAGCUGCUCCAGGUCCUCCUGGAAUACAUUUGGGACCCGAACGUCACUCCAUCCCAAAUGUCGUCGUUUCCCUGCAGCCUCCACGGCCAUCUCCAGCCCCUUCCUCCACCAAGCCCAGGCCAGAGGACCCAGCCUCCCUGCUGCACACAAGCCACCCGUCUCUGUUCUGCUGGCCCCUCUGCGAGCUUGCGCAGGGCACUCAAAAUUUUUCCAAGGAGCUCCAAGUUGGGGAGGGCGGCUUUGGGUGCGUGUACCGGGCGGUGAUGAGGAACACCAUAUAUGCAGUCAAGAGGCUGAAGGAGGAAGCUGAGCUCGAGUGGGCCACAGUGAAGCAGAGCUUCCUCACAGAGGUACAGCAGCUGUCCAGGUUCCGGCACCCUAACAUCGUGGACUUUGCUGGCUACUGUGCUGAGAGCGGCUGCUACUGCCUCGUGUAUGGCUUCCUGGCCAAUGGCUCUCUGCAGGACUGUCUCCACCACCAGACGCAGGCUGGCACCCGCCUCUCCUGGUCUCAGCGACUAGACGUGCUUCUGGGCACGGCCCGGGCCAUUCAGUUUUUACAUCGGCACAGCCCCAGCCUGAUCCAUGGGGACAUCAAGAGCUCCAACGUGCUUCUGGAUGAGAGACUGACCCCGAAACUGGGAGACUUUGGCCUGGCCCGCUUCAGCUGCUUCACCGGGGCCAGCACCAGCCAGAGCAGUGCCGUGGCUAGGACGCGCACUGUGCAGGGCACUCUGGCCUACCUGCCCGAGGACUACAUCAAAACGGGGAGGCUGUCCGUGGACACGGACACCUUCAGCUUCGGGGUGGUCGUGCUGGAGACCCUGGCCGGCCAGAGGGCUGUGAGAACUCACGGUGCCAGGACCAAGUAUCUGAAAGAGCUGGUGGAGGAGGAAGCCGAGGCACUUGGGGUGUCCCUGAAGAGCGCCCAGAAUACCGUCUCAGUGGGCGUGGCUGCAGACGCCUGGGCUGCCCCAAUCGCCGCCCGGAUCUUCCAGAAACACCUGGACCCCAGGCCUGGGCCCUGCCAGCCCCAGCUUGGCCUGGCCCUGGGCCGAGUGGCUUGCUGCUGCCUGCAGCGCCGCGCCAAGAGGAGACCCCCCAUGACCCAGGUGUACGAGAUGCUGGAGAAACUGCAGGCUACCCUGGUGGGGCUGGCUGCCAGUCGCAGCCCCUCCUCCCCACAGGAGAACUCCUAUAUGUCCGCCAGCAGCGGUGUCCACGUUGCGAGCCCCCCAUGGCCACGCCUGGCGGCACCCUCGGAAGCCCUGAUCCAGAGCAGUGCAGAGCGGCUCCAGGACAGCCCCAACCAACCCGUUGAGAGUGAUGAGAGCGUCGCUGGCCUGUCUGCAGCCCUGCACUCCUGCCACCUGGCCCCCAGCGGCUGUCUGGGUCCACCGUCCCUGCAGGAGGCCAGCUGUACUCAAGGGGGCGCUGUUGUGCAGCCAAACUGGAGGCGUGGCCUUGGCCUGCAGCCCAUGGCUGUAGAAGGAUUGCCCCUGGGCAGCUGCGCCUCCUCAUGGUCACCAUCGUCAUCAGAGGCCCCGCAAAUUAUCAUCAACCCCGCCCGGCAGAAGAUGCUGCAGAAGCUGGCACUGUACGAGGAUGGGGUGCUGGACAGCCUGCAGCUCUUGUCGUCCAGCUCUGUCCAAGGCCUGGGCCUGGGACCGGAGGACAGGCGAGGGCCGGAAGAGAGUGAGGAGUUUCAGAGCUGACUGCUGGCCCAAGCAGAUCCCCUGAUACCCGGAAGGCAAAGCUCUCACGACUGCAAGUUCUCAGGGCCUGUGCCCUGGGGGCGCACAGGCAGUGGGGUGCAGGCCCCAGCCUGACUGGGAAGAUGAGGCGGCCACCCCAGCUGCUCCAUGGGUGUGGUCCAGGCAGGGCU
Molecule: messenger RNA, 2461 nt
Organism: Ochotona princeps (American pika)
Lineage: Eukaryota; Metazoa; Chordata; Mammalia; Lagomorpha; Ochotonidae
Gene: IRAK1
Product: interleukin 1 receptor associated kinase 1
Exons: 14
Coding region: 165-2291 (708 amino acids)
Biological process (GO): signal transduction; protein phosphorylation
Cellular component (GO): plasma membrane
Molecular function (GO): protein binding; ATP binding; protein kinase activity
Source: RefSeq, a predicted model, not a curated record